ACUGCUGGUUUCCAACCCAAUAAGAAUGUAUACAGCACCUUGAUCAAUGUCGCAUUAAAGAAAUUAGAUUACGUCUACUUAAUUGAUAUCUUGCGAGACAUGAAAUGCAGGAAAGUGGCCCCUAAUGAAGUCGUGAUACGCCAGCUGGAAUUUGCAGCCCGGUAUCCACCAAACUUUGACAAAUACCAGAGAAAAAAAUGUGUUCUUAGAGAAGAUUGAUGGCUUCCGUGGUUACUACAACCGUUGGCUGGAAUGGAUGGAUGCAGAAGAAACUGAACACACUUGGAAGAAGUAUCGGACCAAACCAGAAAAUGACUAA
Messenger RNA from Staurois parvus, 319 nucleotides. The record is from the annotation of a GenBank genome assembly. NCBI's taxonomy places the organism in Eukaryota, Metazoa, Chordata, Amphibia, Anura, Ranidae.